Messenger RNA from Pongo pygmaeus (Bornean orangutan), 5475 nucleotides. RefSeq names its product orthodenticle homeobox 2 (gene OTX2). Gene Ontology annotation, molecular function: DNA-binding transcription factor activity, RNA polymerase II-specific; RNA polymerase II cis-regulatory region sequence-specific DNA binding. The record is from RefSeq and is a predicted model, not a curated record. Bases 288 to 1181 code for a protein of 297 amino acids. Gene Ontology annotation, biological process: regulation of transcription by RNA polymerase II; multicellular organism development. Gene Ontology annotation, cellular component: nucleus. The transcript has 5 exons. NCBI's taxonomy places the organism in Eukaryota, Metazoa, Chordata, Mammalia, Primates, Hominidae.
AGCAAAUCUCCCUGAGAGCGGGACCGGCCUCAGCUCCAACUCAGCCUCCACUGUGAUUAAAAAUAAAAAUUGCUAGAGCAGCCCUCACUCACCACAUCUACUUUGAUAGCUGGCUAUUUGGAAUUUAAAGGAUAUUUGACUUUUUCUAACCUCCCAUGAGGCUGUAAGUUCCACUGCUCCAAACCCACCCACCAAGGACUCUGAACCUGUCCACCCCUGGCGCAUCAAGAUCUUCCAGCUGGGUACCCCCGAUUUGGGCCGACUUUGCACCUCCAAACAACCUUAGCAUGAUGUCUUAUCUUAAGCAACCGCCUUACGCAGUCAAUGGGCUGAGUCUGACCACUUCGGGUAUGGACUUGCUGCACCCCUCCGUGGGCUACCCGGGGCCCUGGGCUUCUUGUCCCGCAGCCACCCCCCGGAAACAGCGCCGGGAGAGGACGACGUUCACUCGGGCGCAGCUAGAUGUGCUGGAAGCACUGUUUGCCAAGACCCGGUACCCAGACAUCUUCAUGCGAGAGGAGGUGGCACUGAAAAUCAACUUGCCCGAGUCCAGGGUGCAGGUAUGGUUUAAGAAUCGAAGAGCUAAGUGCCGCCAACAACAGCAACAACAGCAGAAUGGAGGUCAAAACAAAGUGAGACCUGCCAAAAAGAAGACAUCUCCAGCUCGGGAAGUGAGUUCAGAGAGUGGAACAAGUGGCCAAUUCACUCCCCCCUCUAGCACCUCAGUCCCGACCAUUGCCAGCAGCAGUGCUCCUGUGUCUAUCUGGAGCCCAGCUUCCAUCUCCCCACUGUCAGAUCCCUUGUCCACCUCCUCUUCCUGCAUGCAGAGGUCCUAUCCCAUGACCUACACUCAGGCUUCAGGUUAUAGUCAAGGAUAUGCUGGCUCAACUUCCUACUUUGGGGGCAUGGACUGUGGAUCAUAUUUGACCCCUAUGCAUCACCAGCUUCCCGGACCAGGGGCCACACUCAGUCCCAUGGGUACCAAUGCAGUCACCAGCCAUCUCAAUCAGUCCCCAGCUUCUCUUUCCACCCAGGGAUAUGGAGCUUCAAGCUUGGGUUUUAACUCAACCACUGAUUGCUUGGAUUAUAAGGACCAAACUGCCUCCUGGAAGCUUAACUUCAAUGCUGACUGCUUGGAUUAUAAAGAUCAGACAUCCUCAUGGAAAUUCCAGGUUUUGUGAAGACCUGUAGAACCUCUUUUUGUGGGUGAUUUUUAAAUAUACUGGGCUGGACAUUCCAGUUUUAGCCAGGCAUUGGUUAAAAGAGUUAGAUGGGAUGAUGCUCAGACUCAUCUGAUCAAAGUUCCGAGAGGCAUAGAAGGAAAAACGAAGGGCCUUAGAGGCGCCUACCAACCAGCAACCCAAAAUGGACAAACCAAUCUACUUAAGAUCCUGUCAUAGUUUUAGAUCAUUGGUUAUCCUGAUUUGCAAAGUGAUCAAAAGCAUUCUAGCCAUGUGCAACCAAACACCACCAAAAAUAAAAUCAAACAAAACUAAGUUGUGAAGGAAGGGAGGGAAGGUCAUAGCCUUCUUAAGCAGAGAUGUUCCAAUGUUUUAGCCAAUCCUUGGUUGAAUCUUAGGAAUGAACAGUGUCUCAAGCUCAUUCACGUUUCAUGACCAACUGGUAGUUGGCACUGAAAAAACUUUUCAGGGCUGUGUGAAUUGUGCGACUGAUUGUCCUAGAUGCACUACUUUAUUUAAAAAAUAAUGUUCAUAAGGAGUCAAUAUGUAGUUUAAGAGACAAUCAGUGUGUGUCUUAUAAAUGGUACAUCUGUGGUUUUUAAUCUGUGCUAGACUUCAAAACUGUGAUCUCCUGUUAUUGUAUGCAACCUUGAACUCCACCUCUGCAGGGGUUCUUCUGUGAUUAAAUAGGUUAUAAUUAUAAGCAAAAUUCAGAGCAACUGAGUACUGAUCUAAAAAGAUUACCUUUGGCUGGAGGUGAGCUGCACUGAAACUUUACGACAAAAUAUCUCUGGACAAGGAGAGUCAGAGAAGAGAAGCAAAAGGACACUAAUUCAUCUGUAAUUUACUGUUGGUAAGCCUAGCAGUAAAGAGACAUUGGUCAAUUGCUCUGACCCUGAUGAAUUAUUAAACUGAGAUCAUUGUCGUUUAUGCUUGCAGAUGUUAACUGGAAAAGUUAUAUAUGCAUAAACCUUUUCUUCCUGGAUUUGGCAGAUAUGUAUAAUUAUAUUAAAAUGGUUCUAGCACAACAUUGGGUCCAGUUUAAUUUUACACCACUAUUUACGAAUGAGAAGCCUACAUUCAGCCUUUCCUCCCCAAAACACGUUUUUCUUAGGACAGAGAGUAAAUUAGCAAAUUUAUUUUUACUUUUUUUUUUUUUUUUUGGCUAAUCUAUGCAUAAAAUAGAUAUGAAUGACAGUGGUAGGUAGACUUUUUGUGACUUUCAUCAGGAUUGCUCUGAAAUUGAGUUCGGAGAGCCUAACAAGCAAUAAGAUCUUGUUUUCCUUGCUUUUCCCUCCCUACUUCAAACCUGAACGAUUUCUUAAGCACUUUAUUAGUAUGUUUUAAAAUACAUCAAGUUUUUAAGAGGGAGGAGGAGAAUUGGAGUAUCUCUGAAAACAUGAGAAUGACAAGAAUUUCUUGUUUCUAUUCUCUUAUUUGGUUAAGGGGAUUUUUUUUUUAACUUCCAAAAACAGGUAAACAUGAGAGGGAGUGUAAUCAGAAUCUGAAAGCAAUUCAGGCAGAAAUGAUUUCUGAACAAAAGAGUUUCAGAAAAGUUUUAAAACCUAUAAUUUCAGUAGUUGAACAUAAGGCACCCUGGUCAGUUUGUGUGUGUGUGUGUGUUUAAGAAAGUGUCGAGGGGGAAAAAAAUGGGUCCCUUUUCAGUUGUACCUGCAUUUUGUAAACCAGUCACCAGAAAAGACAAAUGGGCCAAUGAUCAUGGUGCUCCUCAGGUAAAAGCAAUAUUUAAUUUCAUUUUAAGCUGCUUAAGCUCUUACAGCUGACCAAAAUUAAGUGACUCUUGAUUGUAACGUUUUAAAUGAAGGUUAGCAGUUGCAACCAUUUUGUUUUCUGGCUAUUUCAUUUUUCCGGUCCCUGGCUGCGCAUGCUCUCUUGAACUCUGUGUAAUCUUUCCUAAUAAGCAAAUUGGUUCACUGGUAUAGGAAAUGCAAUAGUUUGCAACCAAAAUUUGAGGCCAAAUUUGAUGGCAAGAGUUUUCAGCACCUAUUGAUAACCUUCAACAUACUGUAGUUUACACGAAGUUAAAUUGGGGCCUGAGGUUUACCCAGAUUCAGUGUCUUAAUCUCCCAGCUUUUCUUCUGCAACAGUAAUGCAGAAUCAAAAUAACCAUUUUCUACCAUUGCCUUCCGUUUUCAGGAUGUCCCGCAAGGGGCAGGGAAAGAUUACCCUUCUUUAAAAACAAUAAUGACGAUAAACAUUGGGCUACUCAGCAAAUAACGCAGUUGGCAGUUUCUCUCCUGAAACUUUAAAAAAAAGGUCAGAAAGAAGAGGCACUGAGCACCCUCUGAAACUAAUUUUUCCAUCACCUCUGCACAACUUCUCUUAACUAAGACCACGCAGUUAAAUCCCUUUGAAUCAAAGGCGAAGUAGAAAUGAAUUCCCCUGACCGAAGGCAACGGAGGGAGGGAAGGAGGCGGGGAGCGAACACUGGCUUAAAGACAUCCAGAGAGUUCCGAUCUCCACUCCGAGUCAAGACCGGUUUUAAUGAAGUUAAUAAGCCCAAUAAUGGUGAUACUUGGUACUGAAAUGACGCCGUCCUCCAAAGAGGUCAGGGAGCUACUUCAGCUGCGUAUCGGCAAUUAACAGGAAGUGAGCCGGCAAUAUAAGCUUCGGUUUGGAGGGCAGGUCCUGAUGAGGGUGGGGGUAGUUUGCUUUACAAAGAUCUAUUGCCCCAAACCUUUAUCUUUCCCACAGGGAUUCUUGGCCCUUUGUAUUUCACCUUGGGAGUGUUUCUUUCCUUCCUAGAUAAGAAGAGAAAUUCAAUCAACUCAAUUAAGUUCCGGCUUUCGAAACCUCCAAGUUUUAGAUAAUGGUGGGUUUCCUCAACCGCUCUCCCACAUGGUGCUGCUAAUCUCACCUUUCCUGUGGGUGUCCCCCCACGCCCGUACUGCCGCCGCCACAGGCGCAAGACGCUGGGAGGCUGGGGCGGGACUGCCAGAAGGAACGUGGUACCGGGCGGCCAGCUCUCUCCGCCGCGCCCUCGGCGCUCUGGCCAAAGAGCUGGCUUUUCUAACUCCCCAAUGCCCAGUCGGAGUUUCCUGGGAACAGCACUCACAUCUCUGCCCCGAGGGCCCCCAGCUGAGGCAGACGCCGGACUCCCCAGGCUGGCGCUGCCCAGUGGGCCCCACUCGCAGCCUGGCGGGCCAGGCAGGGGCGAGACUGAGGCUCUUGCCUCGCCGGGUGUUCCCCUUUCUCUCUGGGCUGGCUCCGUCCCUGGCCCGCACCUAGGACCUCUCUUGAGCCUCAGCCCGCCCCCUCUGGGCCUAGUCCUCAGGCCUCGGGGGCGCCGGGCCCAGGGAGCUGUGGGCCGCGGCAAGGCCGAGGCCCGGUGGCGAGGCCUGUACGCCCGCGGGAGUGGGCCGCCAGCCAGAGCCAAGCGAGGGCCCCUCCCGAGCCCUGCAGUCAGGCCUCCAGGUCGGCCGCGGGCCGGGGCGCCAGUCGCUGGGAAACCUCGCGGCCUGGCGGAGUGCAGGGGUCGGGUCGGCCCUGGGGAUUGGAGGGUGGGGUGGCCCGGCCGGGAGCAAGCGCCCUGCGCCCGAAGGGGCUAAAACCGAGACUGACAGACGGGACAGCGAGCGGGGUCCACUGGCCGGGGAGAAGGGGCCGGGACGGCAAGCAAGCACAGCGGGGCCCGCGGCCGCUAGUUUUCCAGGUCUCCCGGUAGGAUGAGCCGCGGACGGCUUGGGAGGGGGCCGCUUCUCCUGGCCGCGAAGGGCGAGGCCGCCACAGCGGGGGCUUCCGCCACGGCUGUGGCCUCCCGCGUCCCUAGCAGACGGGGCCCAGCUGGGCCUGCCUCGGGCCCCCGGGGAUCCUCCCAGGAAAUCCAGGUCCUCGGCCACUGGAUUUGGAGGAGUCUGGCCCUCCAUUGGGGUCUCCCCCGGCACUGAGCUGAGGCUUUCGGGGGAAGCCCGAGCAAUUCCCAGUUUGCCUUGGCUCAUCCCCUUUCUCCCAGUCCUCUAGAUCUCUUUUUUUAAACUGAGUGCCUUCUCUUUCUUUUCGGACCUGUCGCAGUAGUUAGCGGCCCUGAAGGCCAGAGGCAGGCUCCGGAAUGGGGAAGCGGUCCCUUCGGCGUCCCGGGCAGGGCCAACUUGCCAGGCAACCCAUUGCGGUUACCUGCAGGGCAGGGGCCGCAGUCAAGUCCCCGCGUCCACUUAACCGGAAGUGGCCAGCCCUGGCGCGCACACCACAUGUUCGAACCCGCAUCUUACACCCAGGGAGAACCUCGCUGUUGUUACCCGGACAAAGCUGUAACCCAAAACCAGGCGUGCCAGUG